GUUUUUUGUGGAAAUUAUCAGGAGAGCUCUUUGUGUUCGCCGGAAGUUGUUGUGAUGAUGAUGACGUGCCGAGCUUUAUGUUGACUUUUCACCACGCACCGAUCGAUCUCGCAAAAGUUCAUCGGCAUUCAAUCCAUGGAAAAUUUGCACGAGUUAUUCGGCGACUCGGAAAUCCGCUCGAAGCCUCGGACCAAAAACAAAGUCCUUUUCCCGCGCAACAACAACAAUGCAACCAACUGCUGCAAUAAUAAGAAAAGUGCGAGACGUCGGUUGUCCAAGGAGACAAUCAGCAAUAAUACAGACAAUCAGCAGCAAAGACCAUCAGCAGUUGUGUCCGAGAGUGUGGAAACAUGUGAGGACGACAGGAUUGAUUGGGCACCGCUGGAAUCUCUUCCGCCGGAACCGGAAGUCGGCAAUGUGGAGUACAAACUCAAGCUUUUGAAUCCCACUCGUGUCCGGUUUGAGCAUCUCGUUACUCAGAUGAAAUGGCGCCUGCGAGAGGGCCAAGGAGAAGCAAUUUACGAGAUCGGAGUAGAGGACAAUGGGACAUUAUCGGGUCUUGGGGAGCAUGAACUGGAGACCAGCUUGGACACCUUGUCCCUGAUGGCGUCCCGUUUAGGCGCCACUGUGAAGGUGUUGAGGCAACGAAAUUCCACCUGCCGGACGACUGGCGAACUUCGGUUCUCAGCAGAAGUGCUCGUCAGAAAGGUA
This is a messenger RNA of Notodromas monacha, 711 nucleotides long. Lineage: Eukaryota; Metazoa; Arthropoda; Ostracoda; Podocopida; Cyprididae. The record is from the annotation of a GenBank genome assembly.